AUGACUGAUGAAUUUAAUCGAUACUAUAUCAGAAUUCAAGCUAUUCUGGGAAUAGAUUCAAAAACAAUCUUUGACGAACUUACAGAAGCAUUGGGACCUGAUGCUCCAUCAUAUUCAAAUGUCAGAAAAUGGGCGAAACGUUUUCGUGAAGGAGGAGAAGAUGUCAACGAUGAUCCUCGAUCUGAUCGUCCGAUUUUGGUACUUACAGACGAAAACAUUGAGCGCGUUCGACAAGUUAUCGAAGAUGACCGACACUCAACUUAUGAUGAUAUUACGGUUGAGACUGGUCUAUCUCGUGGUACAAUAGAACGAAUUAUUCAUGAUUGCCUAAAAAUGAGAAAAGUUACAUCACGUUGGGUUGCUCAUCAACUCACUGAGGAACAAAAACAAGAACGGCUUGGAAUUUGUUGUCAAAAUUUGGAGAAAUUCAGAAAUGGAACAUGGCGGUUAUGUGAUAUUAUUACUGGUGAUGAGACAUGGAUUUAUUACAGACAGAUUGACCGAAAGUCAAGCAAUUCUACCUGGGUUGGUGAAGAUGAACCACCAAGGACCAUUGUUCGUCGGAAUAUAUCUGAACCUAGAAGACUCUUUUGUUUAUUCUUUAAAUCCACUGGUCCUGUUCGUAUACAUAAAGUAGAUAAAGGCAAGACCAUCGAUCACAACUACUAUAUUGAAAAUUGUCUCAUACCUAUUAUCAAUGAAAUAAGGAAAAAAGAAAAAUCAUCACGCACAAAUUAUAAACUGCUUCAUGAUAAUGGUCGUCCUCAAACUCAUCGAGAUGUUGUUAAUUAUUUAACAGAGGAAGGUAUCGAAAUAAUGCCACAUCCACCACAUUCACCAGAUCUUGCACCGUGUGACUUUUGGCUAAAUGAUUAUAUCAAGAGAAAUUUGGGUGAUCACACAAACGAAGAAUCACUAGCUCAGGAGGUUUCCACCAUAGUGAAGAAUAUUCCAGUACACGAAUUUAAAAAGACUUUCGAUAAACUGUUAGAAAGGAUGGAACCAUGUAUAGAAAAUAAUGGUGAUUAUUUUGAGCAUUUAAUAAAAUAAAACUACGAGGGUGUGGGUGGGUGUGGGUGGGGUGUGGGUGUGGGUGUGUGUGGGGGGUGUGGGUGAGUGUGGGUGUGGGUGUGGGUGGGUGUGGGUGUAAGUGUGGAUGUGUGGGUAUGAAUAUGGGUGUGAGUAUUGUUCAUCUACACACCAACCCUCGCACCCGCACCCACACCCAGAUAAAUCUGUAGUAUCAUGAAGAAAAUUGGCGUUGUGAAAACAUGAGUAAGAAAAGAAAGCAGGUGGUUAAUGAUUGUCUAUAAUAGUUGUUGAAAAGGAUGAAAGGUUUAUUAGAUUCAAUUAAAAAUAAUGUUUUGCACUGCAACGACAAUACCUCAU
Rotaria sp. Silwood1 is the source of this 1389-nucleotide messenger RNA. Lineage: Eukaryota; Metazoa; Rotifera; Eurotatoria; Philodinida; Philodinidae. The record is from the annotation of a GenBank genome assembly.